Molecule: messenger RNA, 4486 nt
Organism: Silurus meridionalis
Lineage: Eukaryota; Metazoa; Chordata; Actinopteri; Siluriformes; Siluridae
Gene: acsl1b
Product: acyl-CoA synthetase long chain family member 1b
Exons: 22
Coding region: 434-2527 (697 amino acids)
Biological process (GO): long-chain fatty acid metabolic process; very long-chain fatty acid metabolic process; long-chain fatty-acyl-CoA biosynthetic process
Cellular component (GO): membrane; endoplasmic reticulum
Molecular function (GO): arachidonate-CoA ligase activity
Source: RefSeq, a predicted model, not a curated record
GGCAGACCAAGUUUAGACAGCGCGGGCUUGCUCGGGUUACCUUUACCCUGGAAAGCCAGCAGCAGCAUGUGAUUAUGUACAUGUGCAGAACUUCUUCAACUUCUGCCUCUGACCUCUGAGUGAGCGUACUGUAAUUAGACGAGGAAGUCGACUAGGCGAUGAUGGAGUCACUGCCUCUGUAGUGACAUUAGAGAGAGAGAGCCCCGAUAUCCUGGCUGACACGGCGCAUUUUAAAGGCAGGUCAUCCAAUAAGAUGAGGAAGGGGCAGGUCCGAGUUUGACCUUCGGAUUUGCAUUGCCUGCUGCAGUAACGCAUAAACUCGGCCACUUUGAUGCUGAUAGGUGUCAGUUAAUGCUUCCUGUCACUCUGGUCAGCCUGUUCAGGAAUCCACAACCCCAAUUCGCUCUUGACUCAGAUCCAUUAUCAGAGAAAGAUGCAGGCCCAGGAGCUGUUGAAGCAGCUGCGUGUGCCUGAGCUGGCCGAGGUGAGGGAUUACAUCCGCAGCCUGUCCACCGGCACACUGGUGGGCAUGGGGGCCUUCGCAGCACUCACUACCUACUGGUACACCACUCGACCUAAAGCUCUCAAACCACCUUGUGAUCUGCACAUGCAGUCCGUUGAGGUCCCGGGAGGAGAGUUUGCUCGUAGGUCAGUGGUAGUAGACGCUGACAAGCUCCUGUCUUUUUACUAUGAUGAUGCUACGACAAUGUACGAGAUCUUUACAAGGGGCUUACGCGUGUCAAAUAAUGGACCUUGCUUAGGCUCCAGAAAGCCAAAGCAGCCGUAUGAGUGGCUCUCCUAUUCGGAGGUUGCAGAGAGAGCUGAGAACCUGGGCUCAGCACUGAUGCACAAAGGUCACUCCAAAACCCAGGACCAGUACAUCGGCAUUUUUGCUCAGAACAGACCUGAGUGGACCAUCUCAGAGCUAGCAUGCUACACAUACUCUCUGGUAUCAGUGCCUCUGUAUGACACACUUGGGACUGAGGCCAUCGAUUACAUCAUUGAAAAGACCGGCAUCUCCACAGUGGUGUGUGACGUUCUGGCGAAGGCUCGUCUACUCCUCGACUGCGUGGCUGGCAAACAACACUCCCUGAAAACCCUGAUCGUGAUGGAGGAGUUUGAUUCGGAGCUGGUGGCUCAAGCACAGAAAUGUGGUGUGGACGUAAUGAGCCUGAAAGAUGCAGAGGCUCUUGGAAAAGCUCAUCGGCAGCAGCCUGCACCCCCUAAGCCUGAUGACGUUGCUAUUAUUUGCUUUACUAGUGGAACCACAGGAAGCCCAAAAGGGGCAAUUCUUACCCACAGAAACAUUGUGUCCAAUGUUUCUGGCUUUAUCAAGAUAACAGAGACCAGCUGUCCUUUAAGUCCCAGCGACUCGCACAUUUCUUACCUGCCCCUUGCACACAUGUUUGAACGAGUCGUGCAGGGUGUGAUGCUAAUUCACGGGGCUCGCAUUGGCUUUUUCAAGGGAGAUAUCCGCUGCCUCAUGGAUGACCUUUUGGCUUUGCGGCCUACUGUCUUUCCGGUUGUGCCACGUUUGCUCAACCGAAUGUUCGAUAAGAUCUUUGGGCAGGCUAACACUCCUCUAAAGAGGGGGAUUUUGGGAUUCGCUUUCCGAAGAAAAGAGGCUGAGCUGAUGAGUGGCAUUAUGAGAAGAAACAGUCUGUGGGACAAAGUUAUCUUUAAGAAAGUCCAGGCCAGUGUUGGAGGCAAAGUCCGCUUGAUGCUGACUGGUGCUGCUCCUGUGUCAGCUCCUGUGCUCACUUUCCUCCGUGCAGCUAUGGGAUGCCAGUUUUAUGAAGGCUAUGGCCAGACCGAGUGCACAGCCGGCUGCACGGUGACGUUAUCCGGAGACUGGUCAGCAGGUCAUGUCGGACCUCCCCUGCCUUGUAACAUUAUGAAGUUGGUGGAUGUUGCUGAGAUGAAUUAUCUGGCUAUGAAUGGAGAAGGAGAGGUGUGCGUGAAGGGGCCCAAUGUGUUUAAGGGAUAUCUGAAAGACCCAGAAAAGACAGAGGAGGCCAUCGACCAGGAUGGUUGGCUCCACACGGGAGAUAUCGGCAGGUGGCUGCCGAAUGGCACUCUGAAGAUUGUGGACCGUAAAAAGCACAUCUUUAAGCUGGCACAAGGAGAGUACAUUGCCCCAGAGAAGAUCGAGAAUAUUUACAUCCGGAGUGAAGCUGUGGUUCAGGCUUUUGUGCAUGGAGACAGUUUACAGGCCUGCCUCGUAGCCAUCAUUGUGCCUGAUCCGGACUUCCUGCCUGGCUGGGCCAAAAAAAGAGGAUUUCACGGCUCAUAUGAGGAACUCUGCAGCAGCAAGGAAGUGAAAAAUGCCAUAUUGGAGGACAUUGUUAAACUUGGCAAAGAAAGUGGUCUGAAGUCUUUCGAACAGGUGAAGGAUAUUGCUCUACACACAGAGAUGUUCUCGAUCCAGAAUGGCCUCCUGACACCAACACUUAAAGCCAAGCGUGCUGACCUCAGGAACCAUUUCAGGCAGCAGAUCGACCAGCUCUACUCCAACAUCCACAUGUGAAGGCGAUUCCAGAACUGAGUUGAUAGAAUGCAGACACAUAACGCUAACUGUUUUUCUGUCCCAAUUGUUAUUCUUCUAGUUCUCUCGAAUGGAACUGUGCCUUACCACACAAUAUAUCCACUGGCUUUCAUAUAUAUGCAUCAGAAUCAAGAGAACACAUUGUCACACUUUUAACCCUUCGGGGCUUUAAACCUCAGGUCUGAAAUCUCAGAUGCCCUCAGAAUGCUGCAUUAGAUCCAAAAACAGAAAGCUUUUAAUACUUGAUGCCAAUUUAGCCAAGAGACCUGAGCAUGGUGCUUUUGGGUGGGGGAAAAAAAGCUUUACAUUUUUUUUUUUGCCAAAGAUGCUGCUUGAGUAGUCGACUGUGCCAGGAUAAAGACUGGCCCUGAUUUUAAAGCUAUCUGCUCAGCUGAGACAGAUAACAGAACCUCACCAUUACAGGAUAAACACUGAUGCAAAAGCGUAUCGAAUGGAACAAUAUGAUUAAACGAUAUCAGUCACUUCCUUUUUUUUGUAUGUAGCACAAGUAAAAUGUGAGAGAUGCUCUCACAGAACCAUUUCGUAGCUACACAUUACCUUGACCCGAGGUCCAUAAAUUUAAAUUGAGAAAAAACGUACACACUCGUCUUUGCCUGUGUGACUUAACAUACAUUUUUAUUACUUUAUGAUCUGAUUGUUGUGAAAAGAAGACAUUUACAUAAAGGAAUACACGUGUAUUUUAUUUUAUUUUUAUUAUUUUUUAUUUUUUUAAGCACAAUCUGAACCUACUGUGCCUGAAGCAUAUGAGAUUAUCACGGACAAGAAGUUUCCAACAGUUCCCACUGCAGCUUAGAAUAUAGCAGAAAAUCUUAUUCUUUACUAUAGAAUGGAAGCCAAAGGGCAGUCAAAUUCCAAUCCAUAAAUCGAUCAAAUGUAUAACAAAAUUUACUCAGAAUUAAAGUAGUUUUUCUGCAAGAACAAAUGUUCUGGAUAUGGAGCCUAAUUUAGAGACGUCUUGAUUUCACUCAAAUUCAUGAAACAUUCUACUACACAUUGUACUGAGUGAUCGCAACAACUGCCCUUAUUUUUGUACGUUUCUAAGUGAACUUUAAAUUGAAAUUCUUUGCUGUUUUAGGUUGGGAUUAGUUUGGAAGCACCUUGAGUAUUUCAAUAAUUCAAGCUGAAAAAGACUGUAAAGGACGAUGCAUACUCUGCAUACUCGACUUGCAUAGUGUCGCAUUCUGUCUCUCAGGCCUGUCAGGAAGGCGAUGAAGCCAUUAAGCUUUGUGCUAUAUAAUUGCACUCCUUACCAACAAAGCCAUGUGAUCAUAUAAUGUUUAUAGAAACUGUGUGCUGAACAGUUGUAUGUUCUGUGCUGCUUGAUUUCAAAAAGGAUCCUUAGCAUGCAUUCCCUAGGCCAUAGCAAAACAUCCCUAAUAUGUUGCCAUCUCAAGAGCGCAGCUCAAUAUUGACUAUUUAUGUUUUUUUGUGUUAAUAAUAUUAGUGUUUAUUGAUUUCAUUUUUUUGGAGUUUUAUAUGUGCUUGAUUAAGAAAUUAAUCACAAUGUUUCUGGGUUCACAGUAGUUUUAAACUUGCCUGGUUUGGUUUGAGUUAUUGGAAUGUUUUUAGCACUAAACUUAUUUGUCCUGACCUGGUUUUCUUGUACAGUUAUGCUUUUCAACAGCUUUAUCUGUAAAUCAUUGCAAAUCUUUUUGUUCUCAUGUUUCUGGACUAUGAAAGGUUUAGUUUAAAGCCUUGAGCAACAAGGUGUCCACUGCAUGUUUUGAUGUACGUGUGUGGGAUUACAUUUCACAAAAUCCUAAUAUUCAUAUGCACAUGAAUAUUGCUUUGUCAUGUAUAUUAAUGCAAGCUAUUGAUGUGUAUGAGUUGUGUGAAAGAUGGAUAUUGUUGUAACAAAAUGUGAACAUCUGAAGUUAAAUGUCACUGACUGACAGCUAAAUUAAACAAAGCUAAAAAGAA